Molecule: messenger RNA, 2373 nt
Organism: Phragmites australis (common reed)
Lineage: Eukaryota; Viridiplantae; Streptophyta; Magnoliopsida; Poales; Poaceae
Product: DEAD-box ATP-dependent RNA helicase 6
Exons: 10
Coding region: 257-1738 (493 amino acids)
Biological process (GO): P-body assembly; cytoplasmic stress granule assembly
Cellular component (GO): P-body; cytoplasmic stress granule
Molecular function (GO): RNA helicase activity; mRNA binding; ATP binding
Source: RefSeq, a predicted model, not a curated record
UAUCAUCCGAGUUCACCGUUGCCCUAGCCUGGUUCACUUCGUCCGUUCCGCGACGCUUGCAGCCUCCCCUCCCCCACCCAUGACGAACUCGCCAAAAGGGGGAAAACCUACGGAAACCGUCCCUAAAAAUUUCCCGAUUCGAGCAUCCUCCUCCAUUCCUGCCGCCGAGUCGUCGCCUCCAGUCGGAUCUAUACGCCGGCCUGAGGUCUCCUCGACGCGCCCCGUCUUUCGAUCUAUUUGAGCGCUCCUCGCAGCGAUGGAUCCGCGGGCGAGGUACCCUCCCGGCAUCGGGAACGGCCGCGGUGACAACCCUAGCUACUACGGCCGCGGCCCGCCGCCACCGCAGCAGCAUCACCAGCAGCCGCCACCGCCUUCGCAUGCGCACCACCAGCAGUACGUGCAGCAGCAGCCGCAGCCCCCGCAGCACCACAACCAGCAGCAGUGGCUUCGUCGGAACCAGAUCGCUGGCGCGGCCGUGGGAGCCAGCGCGCAGAGGGCGCCGCCUGCCGCUGACGGCAUCGAUUCAAGUUCACAAGAUUGGAAGGCCCAACUGAAGCUUCCACCUACAGAUACACGUUACAGGACAGAGGAUGUUACUGCAACUAAGGGAAAUGAAUUCGAAGACUAUUUCCUGAAACGUGAACUACUUAUGGGGAUAUAUGAGAAAGGAUUUGAAAGGCCUUCUCCUAUCCAAGAAGAAAGCAUUCCUAUUGCAUUAACUGGUAGUGACAUUCUUGCAAGAGCGAAAAAUGGAACUGGCAAAACAGCUGCAUUUUGUAUACCUGCACUAGAAAAAAUUGAUCAAGACAAAGAUGCUAUUCAAGUUGUCAUAUUGGUUCCCACAAGGGAGCUGGCUUUACAAACUUCACAAGUCUGCAAAGAACUUGGGAAACACUUGAAGAUUCAAGUAAUGGUCACUACUGGAGGAACCAGCCUAAAGGAUGAUAUUAUUCGUCUUUAUCAACCUGUUCAUUUACUUGUUGGGACACCUGGUCGCAUUUUGGACCUUACAAAGAAAGGCAUUUGCAUUCUGAAGGAUUGUUCGAUGCUUAUAAUGGAUGAGGCAGACAAGCUUCUUUCUCCUGAAUUCCAACCUUCUAUUGAGCAGUUGAUUCGAUACCUUCCAUCGAAUCGGCAGGUUUUGAUGUUCUCAGCAACAUUUCCUGUGACUGUCAAGGAAUUCAAGGACAAAUUUCUGCCUAAACCUUAUGUUAUUAACCUUAUGGAUGAACUUACGCUUAAGGGAAUUACUCAGUUCUAUGCUUUUGUUGAAGAAAGGCAGAAAGUUCAUUGUCUUAAUACUCUCUUUUCCAAGCUGCAAAUUAACCAAUCAAUAAUAUUCUGUAAUUCUGUAAAUCGUGUUGAACUGUUGGCAAAGAAGAUUACGGAGAUUGGUUACUCUUGCUUCUACAUCCAUGCUAAAAUGCUGCAAGACCAUCGUAAUAGGGUUUUUCAUGAUUUCCGCAAUGGUGCAUGUAGGAACCUUGUGUGUACAGAUCUUUUUACAAGGGGAAUAGAUAUCCAAGCUGUAAAUGUUGUUAUCAACUUUGAUUUCCCCAAGAACUCAGAAACAUAUCUUCACAGGGUUGGUAGAUCUGGGAGAUUUGGCCACCUUGGUCUGGCUGUGAAUUUGAUUACCUAUGAGGAUCGCUUCAACUUGUAUCGGAUUGAGCAAGAACUUGGAACAGAGAUAAAACCAAUACCUCCUCAGAUAGACCGAGCUAUAUAUUGUCAAUAGUGAUUGGACAGAGUCAUCUUGUAUCCCACUCUCUGGAAGUAAUAAGACAGCUUGUGUAAAUAUCAGCACACCAGGUUGCAUUCCAUUUUCUCUUAUGAUAUAUUUUAACCCAAAGUUGCAUGGUGCGUGGGGCACUACCUGGUGGCAUGUAGCCAAACUCAUCUAUAUUCGACUCAGUGAUGUGACAUUAGUUAAUGUUGCUAAAAAGACUUGUUCCCAGGCUGUUUUCUCUAAGUUUGUCAGAUGUCUUGUGUUCGGCAAUGUAUCGGCGGGCCGUUUCUACAGGACAUUUUAACCGUGUUACCUUCUGCAUUGUUACCCUGGCGCAAACAAAUGGAUCAUUCCACCUGAGCGGCUGAGCCGUGCAGUGUCCACAUGCAGUGUCAAACUAUAGAUCUUGGACGCACUAUUAGAUUUUCAUUAUCCAACAUUUUGUAUUUACAUCACUAUAUGCAUUCUGAUAUGGCAGUCUUGUGAUAUCUAGAUUGGGUUGAUGUACUAGAGUGUUUACCCGGAUCAGGAUUUUCGUUUCCUUUUUUUUCGACUUUUAUUGUGGUUCUGUACUCCCUGCUGAUCCUCUGUUUUCCUUGGGGAUGAAAAAAAGUAGGCCCCCGAAUAGUUGGUUGGAUUUUGCA